CUUGAGCCUCGCGCGCUGCCGUCCGGGAGAACGCGACGGCCCCGCUCGGCCGCGGCCCGGAGAUCGGUGCGCCCCGCCGCAGUGGCUCUUCCUUCGUCGCCAUGUCUACAGUGACGAAGGCCUCCGGCGCGCUCAAAUCGGUGGAUUACGAAGUUUUCGGACGAGUGCAAGGUGUCUGUUUCAGGAUGUACACAGAAGAGGAAGCUAAGAAAUUAGGAGUGGUUGGCUGGGUUAAAAACACCAGUCAAGGAACUGUAACAGGCCAAGUUCAAGGCCCAGAGGAUAAAGUAAAUGAGAUGAAGUCAUGGCUGAGUAAAGUUGGAAGCCCAAGUUCUCGCAUAGAUCGAACGAAUUUUUCCAAUGAAAAGGAGAUUCCAAAGCUUGAUUUCACCGGAUUUAGUACUAGAUACUAAAAGAAGAAAGUAUCACUAAGAACUAAACUAAAAAGUUUUUGGUGCAUGUUUUCUUGUGUGCCUCAAUAAAAUGGCACAAGAGCAUUUGGAUGCUUUCUGUAUUAGAGAAAAAUAUAAAUGAUCCCUGUUCACACAAAGUAAGAAUUCUUAGUUGCUGUGUUUGAUGUUUUUUUACAACGUGAAUGUCAACAUCUAGUAUCUAAAAUGCCAAUAUCUAAUAUAUUGCAUCUUGAAAGCCAAAUAAAUGGUUAAAAG
This is a messenger RNA of Dryobates pubescens (Downy woodpecker), 668 nucleotides long. It is a transcript of the gene ACYP2, whose product is annotated as acylphosphatase 2. Bases 102 to 413 code for a protein of 103 amino acids. The record is from RefSeq and is a predicted model, not a curated record. NCBI's taxonomy places the organism in Eukaryota, Metazoa, Chordata, Aves, Piciformes, Picidae. Gene Ontology annotation, molecular function: acylphosphatase activity. The transcript has 4 exons.